Messenger RNA from Leptosia nina, 6741 nucleotides. The record is from the annotation of a GenBank genome assembly. Lineage: Eukaryota; Metazoa; Arthropoda; Insecta; Lepidoptera; Pieridae.
AUGGAUAGACUGCAAAAAAUACGAGGCGAAGUAGAUCGCACAAAAGAUUUUACCCUAGAUACAUCGUCGCCGCCAAGCGAAGCGUAUAUAACUGCGGACGAAAGCUCGUCGAAAUUCUACUCAUUAACUGAAGAAGACUCCACGUUUAUCGUGUCUCCGACGAAGGAAGGUUCGUCGACCUCCAACGCAGAUGGCAGUCUUAAUGAGUCAAACUUAAUAUCGAACUUAUCGCCAAUACAGAAAACCAGCGAUAUAGAAAGUUUUAAGAUCGGAAAACAAAUCGAGGCAGCGAAUAUUUUAUCCGGUGGUGUAAAUAUAUUUGAUGAUAAUUCAUAUGAUGGUGACGAAUUAGUUAUUGACGAUAACGCUAUAAAUGACGGUAAAGAUACGAGAGUUGAUGAUGAUGGCGAUAUCACACAAAAGGGGGAUGAAGUGAUAGGCGUUUCUGAUGUAACAGAUGCUAUACCAAGUAAAGAGACAGAGGUAGUUCUUCAAAUCGAUGGAAAAAAUGUGGAUGCAAUUGAUAUUGGCAAUGGACUAUAUUUAUAUAGAAAGACAGGUGAAGAAGAGUUGGCUGCUGUGCAAAUAAUAGAUGAUGACCAGCAUCAGCCAAGUUUCAAAUUUCUCAAAGUGCGGGAAAAUGCUGAAGGAAACCUGGAAGUUUAUGAGGAAAUUGAAAUUGAAGUACCUAAAGAUGCUCCUUCCAAAGAAGAUGUUUCAAGUGGAGUCAACUCAAUAAUACCCACUAAGGACAGCGAUAAGAUAAUCAGUGAACCCUGCAGCAAUAACGUUAAAGAAAACAUCAAACUACCUUUACAAAAUGAUUUAUGUAUAAAGAAUACAGAAAGUAGAGAAGGAGAAAAGUCAAUUAAAGAUGUACAAGACAUAAAAUCGGAACUAAAUGUAAACGGUAAAACUAUGAAAUUCAGUGAGUCUCGUAAAUCACCUGUAAUUGGCACUUUUACUCCAAUGACAUUUCAUUCAACUCCUAAUAAAGAAGGCAGACCAUUAACAAAAAUCAUGGUGGAUCAACACUUUCAACCAAAUAGACAUUCAGAUAAUGUAAAGAAAACUAUUGAAGUUCACACUGAAAGUAGUAAACAAAAGUUGUCUGAUAGCAUAAAAAGUAAAGAAAAUGACACUAGAGUUGACAUUGCAGAUACUGAUAUUGCAGAGACUGUAAAUACUGUGUCUGAUAAUUUGAAAUCUUUUGAUGAGAAUAAAUUAGGCACAGAACUACAAAAUGUUGAUCCUCCUUUGACAGUUACUGAUAUAAAAGAUAAUAAAACAACUAUUACAACUAUUGACUUAGGAACAAAAGAAAAUAAUGCUUCAAAUGUGAUAAAUAAUAUCUCAGCACAAGAAGAACCCAUUAAAAAUGAAGUAAGCACUGAUCGCAAAAUACUACCUUUUAUUUUAACUGAAAAUUUACAAUGUUUAGAUAAUAAAGAAACUAAAUGCACAGAUGUAGAAGAAAUAUCAGAUAAUACCGAAACAGAUUGUGAUGAUAAGUUGGUAAUCGCCGAGGAUGCCUUUAUUGCAGAUGAGUUUGAUGAAAGCUACGAUAAAUGCGAUAAUUUAGCGUCUAACUAUUCAAAAAAGAAGGACGUAGAAAAAUGUUCAGAUUCAGGUAUCAUUGUAGAACCUUGUGAAAGUAGCAUUGAAAAAUCGGGUGAGGCAAAGGAGAGCGAAUUAGAACAAGAUAAAAUUGUUGCUGUUGAACCAACACUUAAACAGAACAACUGUGAGUCAGAGCAAUGCACAGUGGAAUCACCACAAAAAUUUAAAGAAAAUAAAUUAGGUCCAAUCAGAAUUAUAAGUGAUGUGAAAGAAUUGCAGGAAGUAAAAGGCAAUAAAGUGGAAGAAAUCAAGGAGACACCAAAAACUAAUGAAAUUUUGCAUUGUAAGGAAGAACAAUUAACAGCGGGUAAUCUAGCAAAAGAACAAAAAAAUAAUGAUGACAGAGUUGAUACAAAUGUUGAUGAUAAAGUUGUUACAUAUAAUGAUGAAAAAGUUGAUAUAAAACAUGACCUGGGUGCAGCUAAGGUGGAAAAUAGUGCUGAUAGUAACCCAACUGAAAAUCCAAAUACAACAAUAUCUACAGUUUCCCAAUCUGCCUGUGAAAAGAAAGAAUUAGUUAAUCACAACAAACAGGAUGAUUUUAACAUUGUAGCAAAAAAUCUAGAAUUGUUCAAUAAGGUUGAAAGUAUGAUGUCUCUGUCUAAGCCAAUAAGUGACAAUAAUGUACCUGUAAGUAACAAAAAUGAAAAACCGAUUAGUUUGAAGACUUCAAGUGAAGUAAAAGAAGACGUACGUAAAGAAAAGGGUGGCCAAGUACGCAUGUUAAAACCACCAAACCCAGUCGUUAAACCUGUUUCGUCAAAUAAGGUUCCUAUUGUAGAGAAAAAAAAUCCAGAAAAAGUAAAAUGUGCAGAUGAUAAAACUGUUACUAGUAAAGUUGGACCUGCAGUGCCUUUUGGAAAAUGGACUGAAGCGAAUAGACAAGAAUUUCUAAAUAAAAUAAAAGAAACGAAGGUGACUACUAAUAAUUCAAAUGCAAAGCAAAUAAAGCAGCCUAAUGAUCUUAAUAGAAGAGAUGUUCUAAAGAAAAUAGAUAGUCAACGUCAGUCAAAUAAUAUAAUAACAGCAAAAUAUCAAGAAAGUAAUGAAAGCAAUAAAGUUAUUGUUAAAACCAACACAGUAGCAUUUAAAAGUAGUUCUAAUAACAUAGACCCUGUUACAAGUGAACCUUUAAAGUCCAUAAAAAAUGAAGACGUGUGUUUGAAAGUCAAUACAAAUGCAAAGCAAGUUACAGUACUGUCCCAAUCUAAACAAGACCCAGCAUCCAUUAAUCAAAUACGACAAAGAAAAGAAAUCAACAAUCAAGAUCUUAUAGAUAAAACAAUUGAAGGUAUAAUAAACCGUGCUCUACCAGUUAAAAUUGGACAAGAAGAUAAACCAAAUGAGCCUAAUGCAAAGGAGACAAAUAAAAACUUAUAUAAUAGGGUCACACUUGAUGAUAUCGAACGCAAAAUGAACGAACUACAUGGUAUACCGUUCGUAGAGCGACCUGCCCACGAGUUGCCCGCGCUAGAAUCUAAAAUUAGUGAUAAUAGUAAUUUAAAAAUGACUCAAACUGAAAACGGAGUAAAUAUUUUAAAUAAACAACAUCAAAUCGUCAAAGACAGUGAAAAAGCAAGCGUAUCAGAUGAAGAAAUAAUUGAGCACGAGCCAAUUACUGGCGAUAUCGCCAUUUCUAACAAGGAUAAGACUAUCCCAGAAACAGCCGCGAGCGGGAGUAUGGGAACCGUAAAAGAAUCUAUUAUAACUGAAAAAGAGUUUGAUAAGUUUGCUAGGCGAAAUUCCGUGACGUAUGAGAACUGCCUUACGGUAAACUUCGAUAGAACGGAACCGCAUACUGUUAUAACAAAUAUUGUUACAAAAGACAUACCAGUUAAAAAAUUAUCACGAAAUGAAAUGAUGCUUGCAGAGUCAAAGGCUAAAUCUACUCACAAACAGCAGUCAAUGCGUUAUCACAAUCAUACAAGUAAAAUUCCGACUAUCACGAAGUCUAUGAAAGAAGAUGCAGCAAGCAAGAAUUACCAAUCCAAAGUUCAAAUUGCGUAUCAAUCCGCCUUGACCGCGAAGCGGCAGCAAGGACCUAUAUCCAUAAUAGAAGACAAACCUGAGAAAGUUGUAGGUUUAGACUCGUCCAAUGAUUUUGUUCCGACUGAGCUGAAUGUUCAGGGACGAGAAGUAUCUCCACUGAAAAACACAAAUGACAGUGUCCACAGUGCUUCCGAGUCUGUGGAUUCUGAUAUACUAGAGACCUAUAAUAAAGGACAGGAUAACAAAACUAAAAGUAAGCAUCAGAGAAAACAAGUUCUCACUCCUGUUGAGACUCCUGAGAUGGAGCUGAUUGAACCUAAUGAUUUAGGAAUAUCAAGCUCACCCAAGAAGAAACGUCGAAUAGACGAUAAAUCCGAUAAGAAAUCCAAAGCAGUUGUGCCAAAGAAAUCAUAUCUUCUUAACCGCAGCUUUGAAGGGGAUAAGCCUAAAUCCGAAGAUAGUGUAACUAAGUCUAAAACUGAAUUUAGCAAUAGUAGUGAACCCUUUGUAGUUCAUUCUGACCCGAUAUCUGCCAUCGAUAAUUUGGUUAAAGCAGCAGAACUACUUGAAACGCAGAGUAGUAAUAGGACUCUAAACCCUGUAGUAGAAGAUUCAAAUAAACAGGUAGAACAAAAUACACCAGUCAAAAGAGGUAGAGGUCGUCCGAGGAAAUAUCCAUUAUCUGGAUCUGAAUCAACUACAAGUAAAACACAAAGCCCACAGAAAAACACAAGAUCUCAUGAAAACAAAUCAAACACGUCGCAGACAGAAUCAAGUGAAGACAGUAGUGAUGAUGAAAUGAUAAGAGAAAACUGGACCAUGGGAAAGAUAAAUGAAAAUAUAGUAUGUCCCAUUUGCAAUAAAUUGUUCCGGUCAGAAAAUGUCGUGUUUAAACACGUAAAGCACUGCACGGGACCAUCUCCUAACAGAUCUGACUCAGAUAAACGAACUUCCCGCAGAUUGCGACGUUUAGGGGACCCGAAAAGAUCUAUAUCUAUAGAUAGCAAAUCUGAAGAUUUUGAUUCAGAUGAAGAAAUUGUCGCACCGCGAAAACGUAGAUCCAGAGAUACCAAGCCGACAUCAAAACGAGAAGAAGAAAGUGAAAAUAAAGUAAAAAUCGACAUUACAGACAACUUUAAGGACGUUAGUCAGUACGAAUUAAAAAAAUCUACAAAGAUUAAAAUCGACAAUUUAGUUUGCGAGUUGUGUGGAAAAACAUUUCGUCAACUGUCCUAUUUGCUAAGUCACAAACUACAACACACAAGCGAGAAGGAAAAAGAGGAUAAAAUGGACAAGAAUGUUUUUAGUUGUGAAGUUUGUAAAAAAGAAUUUAGAAUGUUACAUCACUUAGUUCAACAUCGCUCUAUUCACGAUCCAAAGGUAAUGUCCUCAAGGUUGAGCAGAAAGAGCUCUUCAGAAAAUAAUGAAAACAAAAAUAACAAGACUUCAACCCAGGUAAAGGAGGCUGUGGACCACAGUGCAGGUUUUCGAUGUGAGCCAUGUGAUAAAUCGUUCAGAAAGCUGCACCAUUUGGUUGAGCACAGGGAAACGCAUGACGGCAUCAACAAAAAGGUCAUACCUCAAAGCGCAGAAGACUCAUCACCAAAAACACCAUCGUUUCAUCAAUGUGAUAUAUGCAAGAAGACGUUCAAGAAAUUACAACAUUUAAUGGAACAUAAGGACCAACAUUUAGAAACAAGUUCUGAAAAGUCUGAUGACAAGAGUGUUCAGAGUUCGCUCUCCACCCGCGACAUUAUACACGAAUGUUCACUCUGUUACAUGGUGUUUCCAAAUGAGCACUCGCUGAACAAACACUUUGUUAUAUGCCAGCGAAAGAAGAAACAGUCGGCGGCAAAGCGAGUCAAAAUUAAGGAAAAUCUUACUGACGACACUAAGGACGACGUUGAGAAUGAGUCUGAAGUGCCACAAGAUGUACAAUUAGAAUGUGAAUCUAUACAAACGCCACCGAAUCAGGAAACGAAACCUUCAGAAAUCGAGGAUAUAGAAUCAAAACCAGAAGCAAUAAAACAGCCUUCGCCCGAUCCAUCUGAUAAAAAACUAGAUAUAAAAGAUGAAAUCCUAGUCGAGGAUUCCGAUAAGAGCGAUGACCUGCCUCUUAUUACAAAGAAAAUCCAACUUACUUCUAAACGUCCUAAGUUUAUUGAAAAAGCGCCCGAGAUCAAGCAAGAGAUAAUUGAAACUAUUGUAAUACCAGAUACGCCGACACCUAAGAAACGAACCGCGGGUAAAGACAAGGGAUUAGGGAUCGCGGUUACAAAGAAACAGAGAACCCAUAGUGCACUAGGUCCAAUAGUUGAAGAGAGUAAAUCUGUCGAUUCGAGUGACGAUGAUGACGUAAGAUACAUGCUGAACCCAGACUACCAAGAAGAUACACUAGAAGAGAAAUUCAUGAAGGUCAGAGCUGAGAAACGCAGUUCCUUACAAAUAGAGAGACCUAGUUCGAAAGACUUAGUUAAACGUAGAAUCUCAUUGCAACACCCGCCAAAGAUUCCGCGUCUCAAAGCGAAGGCACUCGAAAGCAAACCGGUACUGGCCUCUGUCAAGAAACCCAAAAGCAUCGUUCUAGAGGCGAUCGCUUCCACGGAUUCGGACGAUAGCGACGUCAAAUAUUCCUUCCCGAAAACUGCUGUAGAGAAAACUUCUCCAAAGAUAGUAGAGAAGUUUAAACGGAAGUCUGUGGUCGAAAAGCAAAAGUCUCUUCCCGGCAUUGCGAAGAGGAAAUCUCUAGGAAAACCAAAAUUAAAUUCUCCUCCUCCUGUCAAGACUGUUAGAAAACGUGCAGCAAUAGAGCAUAGAUGCGACUGUGGACAACUAUUCAGCAGCGCGGCACUUCUGUCGCGGCACACGACCCUCGCCCAUACGCCGCCGCGAAUACGAAAGCGUCGUUCCCCACCUCCGGACAACACAAAGGCAAAGCAAACUAAAACCCUUAAAAAGACACCUACAAUAGCACAAAAAGCGCGAGUCAUUCAGAAGCAAAGCCGUAGUCCCAUUCAUAAAAUAACCAGAAAGUCUAGUAAUAGCGACAAAGUCGAAUCGAAGAGUGAAGCGCGUAGGACGUCGACUCAAAGAGGCCAAGCUCCAGAUAAGCGGAGAACUAAUAAAACUUAA